Aspergillus luchuensis is the source of this 288-nucleotide messenger RNA. It is a transcript of the gene MRPL33, whose product is annotated as mitochondrial 54S ribosomal protein uL30m. The coding region runs from base 1 to 288 and encodes 95 amino acids. Gene Ontology annotation, molecular function: structural constituent of ribosome. The transcript has a single exon. The record is from RefSeq and is a predicted model, not a curated record. Gene Ontology annotation, biological process: translation. NCBI's taxonomy places the organism in Eukaryota, Fungi, Ascomycota, Eurotiomycetes, Eurotiales, Aspergillaceae. Gene Ontology annotation, cellular component: large ribosomal subunit; mitochondrion.
AUGAGCAGCUACUUCCGUGUCACGCUCAUGCGCUCAGCAAUCGGUCUCCCACGCCGCACCAACGACGUCCUAAAAGCCCUCGGCCUGAAGAAGCGCAUGGCUACCGUCUUCCACCCCGUGUCGCCGUCCGUGGCGGGUCAAAUCAUGAAAGUCAAGGAAUUGGUGCAGGUGCAGGAAGUCGACCGCCGACUCACGAAGCAAGAGGUGCAUCUCGAGCGCAAGCCCGAUCCGGGAUACUAUGUUGAGAAGACCUCGGGGGUGGAGUUUGAGGAGAAUAGAUUGGCUUGA